Messenger RNA from Macrobrachium nipponense, 1089 nucleotides. RefSeq lists its product as uncharacterized. The transcript has a single exon. Lineage: Eukaryota; Metazoa; Arthropoda; Malacostraca; Decapoda; Palaemonidae. Bases 1 to 1089 code for a protein of 362 amino acids. The record is from RefSeq and is a predicted model, not a curated record.
AUGAACCCCCUUAAACCCCAACCUCCUAUUCAUGAAUCCCCUUCCCCCAACCUCUCCAUACUCCUCAAUCCUCUUUCUCUUUCCCAACUCCCCUACCCUCCCCAACCUCUCCUACUCCUCAAGCCUCUUCUCUUUCCCACUCCCCUACCUUCCCCAGACCUUCUCCUACUCCUCAUCCUCUUCUCACUCGACGCCCUACCUUCCCCAACCUCUCCCACUCCUCAAUCCUCUUCUCUUUCCACUCCCCUACCUUCCCCAACCUCUCCUACUCCUCAAUCCUCUUCUCUUUCCACUCCCCUACCUUCCCCAACCUCUCCCACUCCUCAAUCCUCUUCUCUUUCCACUCCCCCUACCUUAACCCCAACUUCUCUACUCCCUCUAAUCUCAUUUCUUUUCCACUCCCCUACCUCCCCACCUCUCUACUCUCAUCCCUCUUCUCUUUUCCCCAUCCCCUACCUUCCCCAACCUCUCCCCACUCCUCAAUCUCACGGUCCCUCAUUCUCCCCAACCUUCCUUUCCCCUCUCUUCUACUCGCCCAAUGUUCCACCCACUCCCUCUCCCCAUCCCGUCUCUCCCAUGACCGAGGAAGACUUGGACGGAUACAUGGAGCAAUUAGAACACGAAUACGACAGCCUGGAAAAGCUCAUUGCAGAACUGGACGAGUCAGAAACUGCAGGAGGCAUCAAGAUCAAUGGCAUCCGUCGGAGGAUAUUAAAAAUUAGAGAUAUCCUCAGGAAGAUCAUUCGCCACAGGAAGGCGCCCCCCUGUGACACACGGCAUCUCGUUCCCUACUCAGUCUGGCCUGGACUCUCUGCAGCACCUCGAGUGGACGGCCCUCAAAGAGGUAAGUCUCCAAGUGUUUCUCCUCCUUCUUCAUCGGUUUCUCAUCUUCCUCCUCCUACUCCUCCUCUACGAUCUUCUUUCCUUUCCAUUCCCCCACCUUCCCCAACCUCUCCUAUUCAUGAAUCCCCUUCCCCAAUUCCUCUCCUAUUCAUGAAUCCCCUUCCCCAUCCUCUCCUAUUCAUAAUUCCCCUUUCCCCAUCCUCUCCUAUUCAAUGUCCCCUUCCCCAUUCCUUCUCCUAUUCAUGA